AUGGCAGAAAACAUACCAACACAGAUCGCCGAGACGAUCCAGACGGCACAUAUCCAACGAGACCCGUCUCCGCGGCACGACUUAAACCCGUCGUCGUCGCUAUCUGAAAAACAGCCCGUGCAUCUGCAAGAAAGACACUCGAUCGACUCGGACCUAGACGACUACGAAGAAGCCGACGACGACGAAAGCGAGAUCCCGAUCAGCGUGUUAAAGCCGCACCCCAGAUCUAGGAAUCUCCCGCCCAUGCCGGAUUUGCGCUUCGAGCAGAGCUAUCUGCAUAGCAUCGCGAAGGCGGAUACGUGGUGGAAGGUGGCGUGGAUUACGGUGCGGGAUCAGAUGAUGAUGCCCUUCGCCCAAGGCGUCCUAUACAACCUAGCGCUGCACGGCUGGCACCACUGGAACAAGAACGCCCGGAUCAGCGGCACCUCGGUGGGCGCGCGCCUGCGCCGCUGGUGGUACGGCGUCAAUAACUGGCCGCUGCCCUCGCAGAAGAUGGCGGGAGCUAGCGCCAAGGUCAAGGCAAGAGCUUGA
Daldinia childiae is the source of this 531-nucleotide messenger RNA. RefSeq lists its product as uncharacterized. Gene Ontology annotation, molecular function: mitochondrion autophagosome adaptor activity. Gene Ontology annotation, biological process: mitophagy. The transcript has 2 exons. The coding region runs from base 1 to 531 and encodes 176 amino acids. NCBI's taxonomy places the organism in Eukaryota, Fungi, Ascomycota, Sordariomycetes, Xylariales, Hypoxylaceae. The record is from RefSeq and is a predicted model, not a curated record.